AUAUAAAUUUAGCAGGAGGAUGGAAUGCAAGUGAAUGGAAAGUUGUCGAAAUGCAGCUUACCAGAAUAGUGAAUGUUGAGCUAUAUGGAUGGCAGUGUUGUGGUUGGGGUUGUGGUUGAGUUGGGGCGUCGUAGUGAAGUACGCUAACGGAAUGGUUCAACUUAGUGAGCCAGAAAAUCGCAAUGUGAAAGAGGAAGGGUCCGAUAAUGAUCAAAGAACAGCAACGAGGCUACUCACCGACUCUUUUAUGUCAAUUGCUAGGAGCCUGCGUGGUCCAGCUAAGACGCGGCAGGCAGUCUCCGGAUGGGUUGGUCAUGUCAUGUGCAGCCAUCUGACCCCGAUUUUGAGCAUAAUCAAGCCUCGUCGGUUUACCGGUCUUAGUCGAUUACUAUCCUCGGGCCGUAAUAGUGCAACGUUGAAGGGUCUCCCUCCGUUCCACUUCGAGGAAUUUCUGGGGUUUUGCGAGGCUAUUCUCACGGAGACAAAGCCCACCCUCCAGAAGUCACAUCUUGCAAACCAUCUGCAGGUUGACGAAUUGGUACCAAAUCGAACAUUUUAGCGCACUGCGGCCAAGCAAGCUGAAUUCUGACGCAGGCAAAGAUACGGCCGGCCCGUAGAUCGUCAUGACCAUGCCAUUCGUCGCCACUAUGAUUCGCGGCUUGACGUGAUAGCCGUUUGAAGUUGCUGUGUAACUGCAGAACCAGGAGCAGAUAAUGCCGACGCCAGUG
Aaosphaeria arxii CBS 175.79 is the source of this 728-nucleotide messenger RNA. RefSeq lists its product as uncharacterized. The record is from RefSeq and is a predicted model, not a curated record. The coding region runs from base 89 to 559 and encodes 156 amino acids. NCBI's taxonomy places the organism in Eukaryota, Fungi, Ascomycota, Dothideomycetes, Pleosporales. The transcript has a single exon.